Molecule: messenger RNA, 386 nt
Organism: Coccinella septempunctata (seven-spotted ladybird)
Lineage: Eukaryota; Metazoa; Arthropoda; Insecta; Coleoptera; Coccinellidae
Product: valacyclovir hydrolase-like
Exons: 2
Coding region: 100-339 (79 amino acids)
Source: RefSeq, a predicted model, not a curated record
AGGGAUAUUAGAAACUGGCCGCAGAAAGAAUUGUUACCACAAUUAGAAAUAUUCGGAGAAAAAUUAUUACAAGAUUUGCAAAAUAAAUGGUGCGAUGUUAUGCUUGAAAUAAGCAGAAAUGGCGGAGAUAUAUGCUGUUCUUCUUUGAAGAAGAUACAGAGUCCCACUUUGAUUUUAUACGGCUGCAAGGAUGUGUUUGUAGAUAAAGAACAAACUGAGUAUUUGGUGGAAAACAUAAAGAAUUCGAUGUUAUACGUAUUUCCUGAAGGCAAACAUCGACUCCAUUUACAGUUCUCCGAAGAAUUCAAUGCUGUUAUCACAAACUUUUUGCUGAAUUGAUCAACAAAAUUUUCGAAAAAUCACAUAUAAAAAUAAUGAAAAUUGAU